Molecule: messenger RNA, 519 nt
Organism: Linum tenue
Lineage: Eukaryota; Viridiplantae; Streptophyta; Magnoliopsida; Malpighiales; Linaceae
Source: the annotation of a GenBank genome assembly
AAAAUUAACAAGCUCUUCUUUGGACGCUGUCGAACUCUUUCCCUAUGUGUUGACAUUUCUUCUCCAUGCGUUGUUUACCGUCACGUUCCAGUAGGCGCAUCGCUGCUGUAUCCUCACCCUCAUCUGCUGCAUUGGGAAGGUUGUCUGUUUGUUGUCUGCUUUGCUAGCUCAGUGCUGCUUAUACACGUUCUGAUGUCGUUUUCUGACAUGUUUCUUUACAACAACAGUGUCGUAGCUCCUUCUCCUGAACUUGGUCGUACUGAGAUUGUUUCCUAUGCGCGGAAAACUGGAAGUCCAAGUGUUGCGCGUCGUCCUGCAGUUACUCUUGCAAAAACCGAUGUUCCAAUAUCGUCCCUUGAGAUCCCUACUGGACAUCCUUUGCCAACCGAAUCGGCGAAUCCUGACUCUGGAAAUCUUAAUGGCCUCGGUGUCAAUUUGCAGACAACAACACUUCAGCCUUUGUCACAACAUACAAUGUUACCUUUCAGUGGCCAUACUAAUUAUCUACGAAUGUUCUCC